AUGGGUCAGGGAACAGUUGGAAUGGAGGUUAUGCGUCAAACAAAAGAGCCAUUGCAUGCAAUUUUUGUGCCGGUGGGGGGUGGUGGCCUAAUAGCUGGUAUUGCUGCAAACGUUAAGAGGCUGUCUCCAGAGGUAAAGAUUAUUGGUGUGGAGCCCUCGGAUGCGAAUGCAAUGGCAUUAUCCUUGCAUCACGGAGAGAGAAUAAUGUUGGACCAAGUUGGAGGUUUUGCAGAUGGUGUAGCAGUGAAAGAGGUGGGUGAAGAAACCUUUCGGAUAUGCAAAGAAUUGAUAGAUGGUGUAGUUCUGGUGAGUCGUGACGCCAUCUGUGGUUCAAUAAAGGAUAUGUUUGAGGAGACUAGAAGCAUUUUAGAACCAGCAGGUGCUCUUGCUCUUGCUGGAGCUGAAGCAUACUGCAAGUAUUAUGGUCUUAAAGGAGAAAAUGUUGUUGCAAUUACCAGUGGUGCAAAUAUGAACUUUGAUAAACUGAGAGUGGUGACUGAACUUGCAAAUGUUGGUCGGCAACAAGAGGCUGUACUCGCAACAGUUAUGCCAGAGGUGCCUGGGAGCUUUAAACAUUACUCUUCUGAACUUGAAGCAAUGCAAGAGCGCAUGGAGUCUUCUCAACUCAAAACGAUCAAUCUCACGAAAAGUGACGUGGUUAAAGAUCACUUGCGUUGCUUGAUGGGGGGCAGAAUAAAUGUUGAAAAUGAGGUUCUUUGUCGCUUUGUCUUCCCAGAAAGGCCUGGUGCUUUGAUGAAGUUCUUGGACACCUUUAGUCCACGUUGGAAUAUUAGUUUGUUCCACUACCGCGGACAGGGUGAAACUGGAGCAAAUGUCUUGGUUGGAAUCCAAGUUUCCAAGAGCGAGAUUGAUGAGUUCCAUUCUCGUGCCAAUUCACUUGGGUAUGACUAUGUAGUAGUGACCAAUGAUACAGACUUCGAGCUUUUGAUGCAUUCAUAA
This is a messenger RNA of Rosa chinensis, 960 nucleotides long. RefSeq names its product threonine dehydratase biosynthetic, chloroplastic. The record is from RefSeq and is a predicted model, not a curated record. The transcript has 2 exons. Gene Ontology annotation, biological process: L-threonine catabolic process. NCBI's taxonomy places the organism in Eukaryota, Viridiplantae, Streptophyta, Magnoliopsida, Rosales, Rosaceae. The coding region runs from base 1 to 960 and encodes 319 amino acids. Gene Ontology annotation, molecular function: threonine deaminase activity.